Messenger RNA from Eublepharis macularius, 5737 nucleotides. It is a transcript of the gene SCAP, whose product is annotated as SREBF chaperone. Lineage: Eukaryota; Metazoa; Chordata; Lepidosauria; Squamata; Eublepharidae. Gene Ontology annotation, molecular function: protein binding; sterol binding. The transcript has 23 exons. Gene Ontology annotation, biological process: SREBP signaling pathway. The coding region runs from base 219 to 4124 and encodes 1301 amino acids. The record is from RefSeq and is a predicted model, not a curated record. Gene Ontology annotation, cellular component: endoplasmic reticulum membrane; Golgi membrane.
AGAGGCGAGGCGGCGGCGAGAGCGGGAGCGGCAGUCGCGCGGAGCGAGGAAGGGAAGGAAGCCGACGAGGGACCCGCCGGCGCGAAGCCCCCGCUCGCGCCUCGAGACCAGAGUCGUGUCCUGAGUUGCAUCUCUUCUGGAACGGGGCUCAUGGUAGGCGCCGCGGAACCCUCCACUGAUGCUUCCGGGGAUGGCAGCGAGCUGACGGACAGCUGAGGAUGACCUUGACUGAUAGAUUGCGUGAGAAGAUAUCACAGGCGUUCUACAACCACGGGCUGCUGUGUGCCUCCUGCCCUAUUCCCAUCAUCCUCUUCACCGCCCUCUGUGUCCUAGCCUGCUGCUAUCCAUUGCUCAAGCUCCCAUUACCUGGAACUGGACCUGUGGAAUAUACCACCUCUGUUAAGGAUUAUUCUCAGCCUCCAGCCUACCCAGCCCACCAGCAAGGAGAGCUUAAUGAGAGGCCCGACUGGUACACUGGUGCUCCUGUAGCCUACAUCCAGCAGGUCCUGGUGAAAGCGGCAGUCUCUCCGUGGCCCAGGCACUUCCUAGCUGUCGAUGUGUUUCGGUCGCCACUCUCCCGUGUCUUUCAGCUUGUGGAGGAAAUCAGAAACCACGCCUUGCGAGACGGCUCCAGUAUCAAAAGUUUGGAAGAAAUCUGCCUUCAGGUAACAGAUCUGCUGCCCAACCUAAAGAGGCUUCGGGGCCUGCUUCCUGAACAUGGCUGCCUGCUGCUGUCCCCCGGGAACUUCUGGCAGAAUGACCGGGAACGCUUUAACGAUGACCCCGACAUCAUCAAAACAAUCCACCAGCACGAACCAAAGACGCUGCAAACAUCAGCUACCCCCAAAGAUCUAUUGUUUGGAGUUCCGGGGAAGUACAACGGGGUGAACCUGUACAACCGGAAGCGGGUGGUAUCCUACACAGUCACCUUGGGUCUGCAGCACUAUGAUUCCAGGUUCCUCUCCAGCCUCCGCUCCCGCCUCAAGCUGCUGCAUCCCAGUCCCAACUGCACUCUGCGAGAGGAACAGAUCGUUCAUGUCCACUUCAAGGAGGAGAUUGGCAUUGCUGAGCUGAUCCCCCUGGUCACCACCUACAUCAUCCUCUUUGCCUACAUCUACUUCUCUACACGCAAAAUCGACUUGGUGAAAUCGAAGUGGGGUUUGGCGCUGGCCGCGGUUGUGACUGUCCUCAGCUCUCUGCUCAUGUCUGUUGGCUUGUGCACACUCUUUGGCCUGACGCCGACACUCAACGGAGGGGAGAUUUUCCCUUAUCUGGUUGUUGUGAUCGGCUUGGAGAAUGUGCUGGUCCUUACCAAGUCUGUUGUUUCCACACCUGUCGACCUGGAAGUGAAGCUGAGAAUUGCUCAAGGACUGAGCAAUGAGAGCUGGUCCAUCAUGAAGAACAUGGCCACGGAGCUGGGGAUUAUCCUGAUUGGUUACUUCACCCUUGUUCCAGCCAUCCAGGAGUUCUGCCUUUUUGCUGUGGUUGGCCUGGUGUCUGACUUCUUCCUCCAGAUGUUCUUCUUCACCACUGUCCUGUCCAUUGACAUUCGCCGUAUGGAGCUUGCCGAUCUGAACAGGCGGCUCCCAGCUGAAGCCUGCAUGCCCCCAGCUAAGCCAGUGAGUCGCUCCCAACGGUACGAGCGCCAGCCACCCAUGCGACCCACCACCCCACACACCAUCACUCUCCAGCCCUCGUCCUUCAGGAAUCUGCGCUUGCCCAAGCGACUGCGGGUGGUCUACUUCUUUGCCAGAACUCGGCUUGCCCAGAGACUCAUCAUGACUGGAACAGUGGUUUGGAUUGGCAUCCUGGUUUACACUGAUCCUGCAGGGCUUCGCCCCUACCUGACAUCACAAGUCACUGAGCAGAGCCCACUGGGGGAGGCAGGUCUGCCGGCCAUGCCCGUUCCUGGAGAAGUCCUCCCCACGGGGGAUGCCAAGCUGUCGCUUUCGGUCUUCCCUCCGGACCCAGUGCAGCAGUUGCUGGAGAAUCAGUCAUCGGAUUCUCUGAAGAGGCAGGAGGCCAGUCACCCAGCCGAGGAGCAAGAGAGCCAGGGUAAUAAUGGGCACCCAGAGGUGGGCCCCAGAGCAGAAGUGACAUGGGGAGCCGAGGAUGAAGAGAUCUGGAGGAAGCUGUCCUUCCGGCACUGGCCAUCACUCUUCAGCUACUACAACAUCACGCUGGCCAAAAGGUACAUCAGCAUCCUCCCGGUGAUCCCCGUCACUCUGUACCUGAAUCCGCAAGAAGCCUUAGAAGCGCGUCACCCCCAGGAGGCCAAUCGCUACCACCCUUUCUUCUCACUGAGCAGUGGGAAGCCGGGACUGACUGAACAGCUGGUCGAAGGCGUGCCAAGGGGGCAGGGGCACCGUGACAUCACGCUCUAUAAGGUGGCUGCUUUGGGCCUGGCCUCUGGGAUCCUCCUGGUCCUCUUGCUCUUCUGCCUGUACAAAAUCUUGUGCCCCAAAACCUACGGCCAGAGUGGGCUCUCCCACAGCAGGCGGAGAAGGGGAGACCUGCCCUGCGAUGACUACGGCUACUCCCCUCCGGAGACGGAGAUCAUCCCUCUCGUCCUCAGAGGGCACCUCAUGGACAUCGAAUGCCUGGCUAGCGAUGGGAUGCUGCUUGUCAGCUGCUGCUUGGUUGGUCAGAUCCGGGUGUGGGACGCUCAGACCGGCGACUGCCUCACUGUUAUUCCUAAACAAGGGUUGCGCCGAGACAACAGCGGUGUCUUUGAUUACCAUGACUGCUGGGAUCAGAGCCCCAACGGCAAGAGUGGGCUAGAUAACCCCUUUGAUGGUAGCCACCCGUUCAAGAGAGUGCGGAGCCCUCCCCAGCCCCCCCUGUUCAGUGACCAGCCGGACCUCAGCGCCCUCAUUGACACCAACUUCUCCGAGCAAGCAAAGGUGGCCACCCCAGAGCCCCGCCAGCGUGCCCUCUGCAGCUGCCCGAAAGAUCUGGGCUAUGACUUCAGCAGCCUGGUGGAGAAGGUCUACGAGGAACAGAGCACCUCAAACAGCCUGAGCGUUGUGGGCUUCUCAGCCCCCUCUGGACAGGCAGCCUUCAGGUCCCCAGGCUGCGGGGGCGAGGAGGGGGACUCUGGCACCCGCAGGAGCAGCCUGGGAGAUGAGCCCUCUGUGGGUUUGGACACACCCUCACCCCUUCCCUAUUGGGGAGGUGACUUUGAAAGCUCCAUCUGGAGCCUGGAGCUGCAGGGGAACCUCAUUGUCGCGGGCCGGAGCAACGGGAGGCUGGAGGUAUGGGAUGCCAUUGAAGGCACUCUGCAGUGCAGCAAUGAAGAUGGCCAGUCCGGCAUCACCUCCCUCGUUUUCCUCAACAGCAGAAUUGUGGCUGCCCGGCUGAACGGUUCCUUGGAUUUCUUCUCCUUGAAGACACGCGCCUCUUUGGAUCAUUCGCAGUUCCGGGGAACUCCGGGCAGGAGCAGCCUCCCGUCAUCUCCAAUGUACAGCAGCAACGAUGUCAUCGUUUGUCAGCUGACCCAUACGGUGACAUGUGCUCAUCAAAAGCCAAUUACGGCCCUCAAGGCUGCAGCGGGGCGGCUGGUCACAGGGAGCCAAGAUCACACACUGAGAGUGUAUCGUUUGGAAGACUCCUGCUGCCUCUUCACCUUGCAGGGUCACUCAGGAGCAAUCACAGCAGUCUACAUGGAUCAGACCAUGGUGCUAGCAAGUGGGGGCCAGGAUGGCGCCAUCUGCCUCUGGGAUGUGCUGACAGGCAGCAGAGUGAGCCACAUGUAUGCCCACCGCGGGGACGUCACGUCCUUAACCUGCACUAGCUCCUGUGUCAUCAGCAGUGGCUUGGAUGACGUCAUCAGCAUUUGGGACCGAAGCUCUGGGAUCAAACAUUAUUCCAUCCAGCAGGAUAUGGGAUGUGGGGCAAGUUUGGGUGUCAUCUCCGACAACCUGCUGGUCACAGGAGGCCAGGGCUGCGUUUCCUUCUGGGACAUCGGCUACGGCGACCUGCUGCAAACUGUCUACCUGGGCAAGAGUAACGAGGCCCAGCCUGCCCGGCAGAUCCUGGUGCUGGAGAACGCUGCCAUCGUCUGCAACUUCGGCAGUGAGCUCAGCCUGGUGUACGUCCCGUCGGUGCUGGAGAAGCGAGACUGAGGAGGAGGGUGCGGGGGGGGGGCUCCUAGCAGGGCAUGGCCCCUCCCAGCUCUGUGCAAUCACGGAAUGCAGGCUCCGCUUCUUCCAUGGUGGGGAGAGAGUGCGCCUCCUGGCCACCUCUCUCAGCACUGAUUAUGAACUUUUGGUCAGUAGUGGAAGGGAAGGGGAUGAAGUUGGCCUCUGAAGGGGUAGACAGGGAUAGCUUUUAGCCCUUGUGGUCGUAGGAAAUAGAAUAAUUGGAGAGGGUAGUGCCCGCACCCCUUGCAUGUGCCAGGGUGGAAGUGGUCACACAAGCUGCUUGUGAGCCAUAGUGCCCCUUCGCUGUGGCGUGUGUGAUGGAUUCCUCGGCCUGUGCAAAGAUGGGCCUGCAUGCUUCAGAGCCUGAGCGCUUACUCUCCCUAAAAGGAAGAAUUGUGGUGAGGAACAGAAGGAUCUGCCCAGGUUGUUCUUGACAGCCACGACCUCCAGAGGAAGGAAUUCAGAAAGGCGGCCCUGCCCGGUGGCCCCUGGGGCGCCUGCCUUCCCUGGAGUCUGGCCCUUUAGCCUCCUCUCCUCCCUGUGCUGCCUCUUUUCUGUCCUGCCCACAUUAAGGGGGUUGGGCUGGCUCAGGGCUAAAGGAAGGGGGGGGUGUUCCCUGGGUCUCAGGCCUGGGGAAGAAGCAAAUUCCGCGAGCCCUGCUCUGCUCCUGCUCAGCCCACCAAAGGCCUGGCUGCUCCUCCUAGCAAUAAGCCCACUCUGGCCGGUGUCCUGUCCCUGCCUGGCCAGUGGAAGGCAGGCCUGCUGUGCCGCUUGCCAUAUUUAUUGAUGUGUUUGUACAGAUUUAUUUAUUGUGGCAGGAGGGCGUGGCUUGGAGACCAGUGGGACAGUGCUGUCCACCACCUUUCUCCACAUGCCUACUUGCCUACUAGGGAGGGAAAGGCUCCUGUUGAAGUUGCCGUUCUGGUAGUGGAUCAGUCCUGCCCCCUGAAAAGCUGCCUGUGGUCACUUGUGGCAGAGUGAGGAAGCGGCCUGGGCAGGAGAGCUUGCGUGGCGAGGUGGCCUGCCAGGGACAGGCUUUUCUGCCUGCUGGGGAUGGCACAACGGAGAGCCUUCUGGCCAGAAAGGAAUGGCGUGUGGUGCAGAAGUUGGCAUUCAGGGGGCUGCUUCCGGCCACGGAAGGAUGACCAACUAACAGAAAUAAAGAGCGGGGAGAAAGAUAUUAAGAGCAACUGGAACCAUUUUGUGUUGAAGCUCCAUUGACUAUCAGGUUCCUGUUUUUGUUUUUAAUCCCAGUUAGCGUAGAAUGCACUGUAACCUCGUAAGGGUGCUUUAGCAUUAAUCUGCUGUAUCCUGCCUGUCCCGUUUCCCCAAGCUGGGCUAAGCACUCACCUGCUGCGGAGGGAGGGCUGCUGCCACAGAAGGCUGCCCCGGCUGUGCUCACGCAGCUCCUCACUGCUGCUCCCACCCUCGCUGCUCCUGCCGAUCCCCACUGGCUUGUCUUCAGUGUCUGCCCGAUGCCUCAGGUGGCCUUAGCUCUGCUGUACCCUUUGGACUGUACAGUGGCAGCAGCUUUUGUACCAGGUUGUGUUUUCUAAUGUGUGGAAGUACAGGCACAUUAAACAGAACUAACUCAA